This is a messenger RNA of Zeugodacus cucurbitae (melon fly), 12416 nucleotides long. RefSeq lists its product as uncharacterized. The transcript has 13 exons. The coding region runs from base 124 to 8805 and encodes 2893 amino acids. Gene Ontology annotation, molecular function: calcium ion binding. The record is from RefSeq and is a predicted model, not a curated record. Lineage: Eukaryota; Metazoa; Arthropoda; Insecta; Diptera; Tephritidae.
UAACUCCAGCAAACAGCUAUAGGCAAGCGAGUGUCUUUACUGCUUCCACACAACGCCAAAUUAGGCAGCAUUCCGAGCAUGCAACAAAGUGUUCUAGGACGGAUAGAAGCUUAAACAACGUGCAUGUUUUGUUCACACAAUAAGGUUGCCACACAGUUUAAUGAUGACGCUGGCGCUAAUCUGGUGCAAGUAGACAAUGAUGAAGUAAUAGAUGAAUUCUUAGAUGAGGCACGCUACAAUUUUGCUACACGCGUAAUGUCGAAUGGUGUUGAAGUAAUUAUUGCUAAUGAUAAGAGUAAACCAACUGGUAUUUAUGGUAAUGUAACGGAAUUGGCGUCUAAAAACGCAAUACAAUCGGAAGAAACGCAACAGGUGCCACUGCAAUUACGAAGUGUGCCAAGUCAAACAACCUUCCGCCCCAUGACACUGGCGCCGAGUACUUUAAAGGAUAAAAUGAUACUUGUAAUGCCAACUCUAAGUACUCAACAGGAAAAAAUUUAUUUCCCAGCUGAUUACAAUCAGUUUGUAACGAAAACGUGCUUAACGACUUAUACUUACCGCACCACAUAUUUACAAGAUGGGUCUACAACUGUGGAGAGCCGAGAGCAAGUUAUUUCCAAUAUAGCCACGGAGGAGCGCAACUACUUGCAGAUGGCACCAGCUUUAUCUUUGGGCGUAACUUUGACGAGAACGCCUGCAUUAGCUGUAGGAAUAUUUCCCACGACAUAUUCCUAUUACAACACCAUACUGGAUGAUGAUCAUUCGGUGGUGCAGUUGUCCAAGCAUACAAUUGUGAAUACAAUUACAGGCCCUGAUGGCUAUAUCAAUUUUCUGCAGUCGUCUGAAGAGGCUACACCUGUAUACGAAACUAAUACGUAUUACAGCAAGUUGACAUUUACAAAUAUACUACAUACGACCGGCGCCGAAGAAAUGUUUUUAACCACUAAUAUACUCACACAGGUAAUUAUAACAGAGUCAUUGUCGCCACGCAACUCGCUAUUGUUGAAGUAUAUAGAGGCUAGUACCACACAGCUUAAUAGUGAAACUGAUGCGACAUUAACGACGCCGUCGCAAACAGGGUUGUAUCAAACGAAGGGUGAAUACGAUCUGCAUAUAUACACAACGAAAACAUUUCUGACAACAUUAACCUAUUUGAAGAGCACAUUAUUAAGUGGCAGUGAUGCUGCGAAUAGCGCUGUGGUGCCGGAGUCGACACAAAAUCAUGUCAUUCUAAAUUAUCGCACACGCAUUAUCGAUAAUGUAAUAACCGAAACAAUACCGAGCACAUUGGUGAACAGCGCGUUGGUUUCCAAAUUUCGAGUUGUAUUGAAAUCUUCAAAGCCAGACCGACGCAUCUUCAUAACCACAGCCGCCUUACUGAAUGGACAAACAGUGGAAAUAACUGCAAUGCGCGUAUACCAACCAACGUUAGUGGCGAUGAAGGAUGAAGUAAAAACUUCGAAGGCAACAACAACAGCAAUUAUUACAACAAACGUGCCGCCGCAAAAGACACGCACAUUGAGCGUUGUGCCAACUAAACGCAAAGCGGCACACACGCAAUACAAAAAAAGCACGGCUGUAGCCAUGAAAAAUCAGAAUACAACAACUACUCAUGCAACUAGGGAUGAGGACUCAUUGAGUGCGGAUAGCGAGUACAACGAGGUCUAUUUAAGCAAAUCCCCGCAGCAGCUGCUUAAACCAACGAAACCACAAAAGCAUCAAACAAAACACCAUUUGUUGGACAACAAUAUAACUGCUACAACUACAACAACACACAACAAUCGGUUGCCGGUAGCUGUGAGUCAAAUAAUCGACUCACUGAACUUACAGCGUUUGCAUGCGCUGCGGCCAGUCAUCAACGCUAUGGCCGGCUUGUUGCAAGGCAGUUUUGCAACAACGCAAAAUCAACAACAGUUGCAGCUGGUAGGUAGUGCCGCAGUGCCGUUACCGUUAGCGGUACAAACUGGUGCAGUUGUCAGCAGUACGCCUGUGAAGAGCAUGCAGCGUGUCAACUAUCAACCGAUGAGCGCAAGUGUAGUGAAGAAGCAGGAUACGCCUAUAUAUAUACCGGUGCAAGACAACGCCGAUUAUGACAUUGAUAGCGCUACAAUACAAACGCCGAUCGUGGUUGAUGCAAACGGCGCAGUAGAUUACUACACGCAAAGUCUACAGUUACAAUCUCCUCCCGUUGGAGCUGUUAACGUGGGCGAUGCCAAUAAUUGGUUAUUAAAUCGGCAAGUAAAUAAUUUGAAACAACGCACGCUGCCGCACCAGAGUCCAAAUGUCGCUGUUAAUCUUAAAAAUGCACAAAAUCCAGUCACGUUAAAGGAAAACAACAAUUUCAACACUUUGCUAAUAAAUGGCGGCAUACCAAUUAGGCCCGGCGAGGUGAUCACUGCAAAUUCUGAUGUUAUCAUCGGCAAGCCGAAUGGCAUACAGCAACCCCAGAUACCGCUCACUAGCAAUUUUGGCGGUCCGUUAGUGGCACAAACUCCGAAGCAUAGUAAAAAGCAUGAGCAAAAAACUUAUAAGCAACACUAUUUAUCGUUUGAGAAUGAAAAACAACAAUUGCAAGCAUUCGAUGCUAAGAGUACGUCUGUGUUGAGCAAUCAUAUGAGCACAAUACCGUUAUGGCAUGCACCACAACUGCAACACCAUUACGCCCAGCGCAAGCCAGUCUUGCAACAAUACAAUAACUUUCCGUUGCAACUGAGUUACCACAGUCAUUAUGAGUAUAAUAAAAGGUUGCCAAGCGAAAAUUACGAUUACCUUCUGAGACCGCCACCGCCAGUCUUAAACGCCCCACUUGCGAGUCGAGAAAAAUUGCCACCCAUAACUACAACUCGUAUCACAAAUUUACCGUUACUAAAAAGUACAGUAACGCCUACGCUUGAAUUACUUGCUAGUGAUUUGCAGAAAUCGGAACCGUACCAUACCAUACCAUACCAAAUCGUCAACCAUAAUAAUGUUAAUACGGUAGUAAGUAAGGAAGCAGCAAUGCAACGCGAUGAUUUGACGGCUAAUAAUAAUAAUAAUCAUAAUUUUAAUAACAAAAUUAAUACUAUAAAUAAUAACAAUUUAAAUAAUAAUAAUAAAUUACCAAGUAUACCUUUUGUAAUGUUGAAUACAAGAAAAAAAUAUGUGAAUUAUUACGGCAGCUUUCCGCAAACGUCGCCACAGCAAGCAGAUUUUACAAUGCAAUAUAUGGAAAAUCCACAAAAUUUGCAAAAUUCCCUAAAUCCACCAAAUCUGCGCCCUCCAACGGCAUACCCACCAUACUCUUAUUCCGCUUUGAAUGCCACCUAUGACACCAUGCUGUUAAGCGGCGCGCUGCCGGAAACUCUCGUCGUGCCUAUAGGCACGCCAGCCAAUCAUCAGAAUAUCAAUUUGCAUACACAUGUCUUCAGUCACAAUGUGAAUAUGCACGCACCGCCGCUGACAUUUAAGAAAGAAGCAGAUUAUCCGAAGUAUGCCACCGCUGUACGUGGCCAGAUACCGAAUGGAGUGGUUGACGGCACAGUGCGGCACAAUAUGCCACACAUCAAAGUGCCACACAAUGAGAAGCAAGUGCAGAUUAAUUUAACGCCACAAAAUAUUAUCGAACAAAUCGGUGACCCGCACGCCGAUUUUGUGGCAUACACCAAAGACACAGCGCAUACAAAAGCGAUUUAUGUCGAGAAUAACGACGACAGCGCAGUUAUUGGUUCAUUUUCGCUUGCUAACAGCUUACCGACGGGUGAAUUGCAACAACAACAACAUGGAAAUUUUAAAGUAGCAAAGCCGCUGCAAGCACAAACACAUCUCUAUGUUAUGGCGCAUGAUGCUAAUAUGACAGCUAAGCACAAGCAAAGCGCUGACAAGCGACAGCAAGUCAUAAAUGAGUACCAACGCAUAUUUAUACCGGCAGCAGCAGCAGCUGAUACGCGCACGCAGCCGCAGCAUAUUGUUGAUGACGCCACUACAAAAACAACAGCUGUUAUGAAGCCUGAGACAAGCAUAUAUCCUGCAACGGUCGCUUUAAAUAUCGCAAGCUCAUAUUACCAACGGGAUAACACGCUAGACGAAAUAGAUUACUUAACAAGCAACAGCAAGUAUGUGACAGCAGUUGAUAUGCUUGCUGUGAAUAACAAUAAUGCGUCGUCAGCUACUAUGACGCCCAACAUGGCAGACAACAAUAAAAACCAUAAAUCGAAAGCUACACCUGGCAACCACUAUAACACUGCUGUUGGUGACAACAGUGAAUCGCAGCUGGAUCAGCACACCGCGUCGGCGACAAAUAGUCUGCAUGAGAAAAUACGCACGGCGCAGCAGCAGCAAGUGUUGCAACCAUUUUUCUCGCCGAUUGCGGCAAUGGAAGUCAAUAAUAUGCACACCACAAUGCGCGAGCAAUUAAACAUUGCUAACACCAGCAGUGCAAACAUGAACGCUAAUCGUAAAACCCUACGUCCCAUAAGCUAUUAUGUGCUACCGACGAAGGCACUUGUUAUUACAACGCCUAAUGAUAAAAAUCAUACACAGCAUACGCCGUUAUUAGCGGUUGGUACACCGUUUGCCGCGAAAACGCGGCAAACUUUACAAAAUGUGACGCCAGAAACGCAAAAAGAGCCGGUUUAUUUUGCUAAAGGUGGCGGUUUCACAAUUAAUGCGGGAGUAGAUGCUGUAUAUACCCUUACAGAUGAUACGGCAAGUAAGCAAAUGUCAAAAACAGCUGUAAAUAAAUCAGUAGUGGAAGCACACUUGAACACUAUAAUGGGUGGACCGAACAGCAACAGAAUUAGAACGCAGCAAGGCGCUAGUAGUCAUAAACAACUAGCACAGAAUGAUACGCGUGCAGUGAAUCAGCGUCGCCACAAUAUAAGCAAUUUACCGUUAAAACAAACAACAAUUUUAAAACCGUCUACAAAACAACAACAGCAGCUGCAUUUGCUCGCUUUGUCAACAGUGAAACCACAAUUAACGGCGCAGCAUCGAAAUACCAAUAACUCACAGGCUUAUAAGUCAGCAAUAUGGCAGCCACCGUUACAAGCGCCAACACAAAAACCGUUAGCAACGCAAAUAAAAAACAAAUAUAUAGCACGCACAACAGCGCUGCUGUCACCGAGACUGCAAACCAUUCCGAUUUCGAGGGUAAUACAGCAGAAAAUGCCAUUAAUAACAGUUGAAAAGCAAAAUGCGCCAAAUACACAUACUACAAUUAAUUAUAAUGUGUAUAAACGUGUUAGGCCAACAACAAGCUUGAGGGGUGCAAGUAGCACAAACAUGGUAGAUGCAGCUUUCCGCAUCCCACAACAUAAUUUCCAUAAAUUGAGUACAAACGCGCAGCACGUAAUUGAAAGCAGAAACAAUAGCACAAUAACUGUGCAACAAUUAAAUGAUGCUGAAGAAAUUUUGUUGCAUGAAACGUCGCCAAAUACAGUUGGCAACCUGCAUGAGAUGUCUGUCAUCGAGUCUUUGCUGGAAUCUUCCGAAGCGCCAAUACUAAUGCCAAGUAAUACAGCGUUGCUAACGGAUGGCGGAUUUGCACAAAUAACGGUUCUGCCAAAUGAAAUGCUUUAUGAAAAACAGCAUACAAAUAAUUUACAAAAUUACAAAGCAAAAAGUCAAACGCAACUGCAGACUGAUAAACUCACAAACAGCACAACGGAUGCCAUAUUUUAUGUACAAGUGGAGUUGACGCCAACUAUGUAUGUAAUGAGCACAGAAUUGUUAAAUAUUUCCAAAACACAGAGUACACUAUUAACAACAACUGCUUAUGAACAGUCAGAAGAUGGUGCUAACUUUGCAAACAGACCACAAGCGACUAACGCGGGGCAUACAAUUAUACAAACUGAAACUACAGUAGAAGCUGCAGCAGAAAUCGCAACAGAAUCGAUACUUCAAAUGGCAACAGAAACCGCCACUGCAACAGUCUUAACAAAUCAGAAAGCAAAUGUUUCAAAAGUGAAAAUACAAAAACAAACAACAAACAAAAUUGUUGCGGAGGCACCAAUUGUAACUGAAACACGCGUAUUAGCAACUACGGAUAUUAUUAUAACAGGAGACGAAACGUUGCAGAAUAGCUUCAACGAUAACAAUGAAUUUGCAACAACUUUAAAAGCAGCAGUGCCACAAUUUGAUAAUACAAACCAACAACCAGAAGUAGUUUUCGUUGCAAAUGAAACUACUAUGGCUAAAAAGCUUGAAGCGCAGUUACACAACAAUUCAAGUGCGCCUGAAGACAGCGUCAAUGUGGAACCGCCUAACAACAGCAUUUUUAUUGUGAUGACCAACUCACAAAAUAACGCUAAAGCUAAGCAGCCAUAUUACGUGACGAAUGUGAUUAAGUUUGGCAGCACGGGCGCCGCAGCGAAUGUCACCAACGCUACUAAUGAUUUGGACAGCAUUGAUACAACUGCUGAAACUAUACAGUUAGAUUAUGCUGAUAGCGCACCUACGCGCGAUGAGGAAUCUAUUGCCGAUCUGCACGAUUCGCGUAUAACCAUAAAUCAAGUGCUGCUGGGUGGCGUACUUAUCGCUACGCCACCGAAGCUAAGCGAUCAUGUUGUCAUUAAUCGUAUAACCGAGAAUGUAACAUGUCUGCCGUCAUGCAAAAUGGCGCGUAAUGAGGUGUGCAUUCUAACCGCAUUACGCUGGCGUUGCGUUUGUCGUCCCGGCUUUGCACGCAUGUUUCCCGAUCGGCCGUGUAAACCAACCUACACAUACGAAUUGAGCCUACAUAUUGACCAUUUUGGAGACAUUAAAUUGUUUUACGCACAUACCUUGUCCGAUAAUUCCACCGAUGAAUAUAAACAUCUAGCAACAGUUACGAAAGAGGCCAUUAAUCGUAUGGUAAUGCAAUCUGAUUUACGUGAUAUCUAUCAUGGCGUACAAUUGUCAACAUACACUUCAAUGUACAAUGCAAAUAAUGGCGCUGGCAAUUCGGCAAAUAGACAACCGUUGGAUUUAUCCGCGAAUUUACUUUUACAGCUUUCAGAAAAUAGCGAGGAAGAGCGUUUAAUGGCUGUUUUCAAAAAGAGUUUACGCCUAAGUAACUAUAGUAUCGGUGGCACAAAACUGUUUACGAAUCGUAAUGGUGUCGAAUCAUUAGCUAUAAAAGAUUUCAAUGAAUGUGCACACGAAAAUUUUCACGAUUGUUCUGCGAACGCCUUUUGCUUCAAUCUCCAAGGCACUUAUACAUGCAGUUGCAAAGAGGGUUUCGCCGACUUAUCCAGCAACACCAUUUACCCGGGACGUCUGUGCUCAGCCGAACUAGUUGGAUGUGAACAAUGCCACUAUCAUGGCAAAUGUGCCAUUAAGAAAUCCGAACGCUCACACACUGCCGGACGUGUACUGUGCGAAUGCUUUGCCUGGUAUUCGGGCUCAACAUGCCAACUAAAUUUAAAAAUAUUACUUAUAAUACUAAUAGCCGUCGGUACGAUACUUUUUACACUUUUACUGUUUUGUAUACUGCUAAUGUGUACCAAACGGCAUACCUUGCGUAAAAAAUAUCCGCCGUUAUCGCAAUCAAUUUCGGGUAUUCAAUGCAUAACUACGACGAAAAAUUCUGGUCUAGCCGGUAUUGGGCUUUUAAGGAGCACCACCAGUAAAUACGGUAUAAGAGGACGCCCAUCAAAACGUAUUCAGCUCGAUAAAUGUGCAAUAAUCAAGGAUACAAGUAGUGAGAGUAGUCAGAAUACGUUGUUGUAUGUGUUGAAGAAGGAGUCCACUUCUAGUUCUAAGAAGGCAAAUCAGCGCUCCAAAGAUGCAUAUGUAAAGACAGGCAGUCGUAUAGAGCAGCCAGAGUCAGUUGAUGCCAAUAAUACCAACAAUAAUGAGAAAUAUAUGCUAAAUAAACGCAACUCAUUCACCGAUUCGUCCUACAAACAUCCCGAUCAAACGGAUCGGUCUUUGACUGUCAUGAUACCGCGUGCCAAGUAUCAUGCUUCCGUGCUGCCGCAAACUGAAUUAUUUCACCAACAUGUUGUAAUGGAACGCACCAAAAAACAAUUUGAACAGCAACGAACACAACGAAAGGAGCAGCUUAAAUCAGAUAUUACUACGCCAAUUAUACUAAGGCAAGACAGUAAUUCCAAUAGUAUGCAACAACAGAAGAGUAAUACACAGAAAAAGCUAAACAACAGGCUGCCUAAACAUGUAGAGGCAAUAUCCAUACGCAACAUUAAGAACGAUGACUGUCAACUAACAAACAUGCAUCUGCAUCAGUUGGGAGCGCUUGUAUCGGCUGGAUUUGAGGUGUCAGCCAUAGUUGGGGAAAAUCUAUUAAUAACAAGCAGCAAUACGAAAUCCGAAAACAUUACUUUGGCCAUAGAACCCAGCACUGAUGCUAUUGAUGACUUGGAAAAACAAAAACAAGAUCACACAGCUAGAAAUGAUGACGCCAGAGACUCGAACAUAGAUAUUAACAAUAAAAAAAUUAGAAGUUUGAAUCAAACUACACUAACUCUAAGUGAACAACAGCAACACCAAAUCGAACAAAACAAACUGGUUGAACAGUGUUCAUGUAGAUCGUCAGGUGAAAAUUGUGCUCCUGGCCAAGAUGAAAAUAACUUACUCAACUCUAUGGAUGUUUGGCUUGAACAUUGUCAACGACAUGAGAUUUCAACUGACGCGCAUUCUCCACGCGAAUCCGUACAUGCUGCUAUGAAACAUUCACAUAUUUGUUUCGAUACGCUGGCUUCUAACACAAAUGAUGAUGCAAACACGAUGGCUGAACGGGACGUGGGCUCUACAUUUCUGUUACCGCAUACGCAUCUUUAUAAAUCGGACAAGCAAGGAAGUGAUAUAUCUGGUUUCGAUUCAUUCUAAUCUCUGACACAACAGUAGCGCGUAUUAACAGGUGGUCCAAAAAUCGUUUGAUGAUUUUUGUUUGUAUGUAUAUACUAUGUACGCAUAUAUUUUUGUAUUAAUAUAAUUAUUUAUUUAUACUUAUUUACUUAGAUAUUACAUAAUUCAUAUAAUAAAAUCUUGUAUGCUUCAUGAGACAAAACAUAGCUUUCAAAUGCAAUUUAAAAGCUUUUGUGAUUCAAGAAAAAUUAUUGAAUAUACAAUAUAAAUUUUAUGCCAGAUUUUGAUUAAAUCAAUAACAUAUAUAAACUACUGUAUUAAAUGCAUUUCGCUAUAAAAAGUGACGCCAAUAUUUUAAGAGGCGAUUUACUCACAAGCAUAAUUAUUGUUUGUUAAUUCAACUAUUUAUUAAAUGUUAGAUUUAAGCAAAUACAUAACAACCAAGCAUACGUUAAACUAACUGUAUCACUAUCGUUUUCCAUAAAAAGUGCGAGCAUUUAGCUUUUAAAAUAUCAAAUUUACGAAAUUAUGAAAAACGAGUCAAAAAUCGUGAAAUCCAAGCAUCGUUGAAUGGAUUAGGUGGGUGUCAGAUGCCAAAAACAACUGUUAUUUUUACAAUUUUUUUUAAAUUAAUAUAAACAUAUACAUACAUACAUACAUACAAUUUAAACAGUAUUUUGUGAAAUUUGUAUUUAAAAAUUCCGAAAACUUAGCCGUUUUUUAUUAAAAUUUUUUGUUCAAAAUUUCACCUUUUAUUGGCACGAAUUAAAUAGUUGGUAUAAAAAAUAAAAAAAAAAGAGUGCGAGGAGUCCCUACGCGCGGAUGAAGUUAUACUUCUUAGUGAUAUUCCAAGAAAUGCAUAUCAUUUUGUAUGAAAGAAAAAUAGCGAGAGACACUUUCUUAAAUUCAUAUUUUAUAAAUUUAUUAGGCACAUUUUAUAAACCAAAGUCCAAAUUAAUUAUCAUUUCUGGGUUCUGUCGGAUUGAUAUCUAUAAUAUUUACAAUUGGAUUAUGAUAACUAAAAUACGAUAUGAAAUGUCUUACAUCUAUUUUAUCUAUAACUCUCGCGAAUACCGUAUCAAUAGUCGUACCUCCUUUUGUCGUAGGAUCAUUUCUUCCAUUGAUCAUUUCUAAUGAAAAUUUCUCUCUGAGGAAUGCCAGUAUUGGUUCAGCUUCAUAUGUACACAUGUGAAUAUGUUUAUACAUACCAAUGUGCAUAUAUUUAUACAUACACAUGCGAAUAUGUUCAUAUUUCAAUCAUACAUCUGCGUACACAUUUUUCCGAAGUCGUUUAACUUCAAAAAAAUUUAAUUUUAUUCAAAUAAAAAAGUUACUGCCCCGGGUGAGGCUCGAACCCACAACUUUAACAAAUUUUAAAAAUUUAAUUUUAUUGACAUAAAUAAAAAAUUUAAUGCCCCGGGUGAGGCUCGAACCCACAGCCUUAAGAAAUUCGAAAAAUUCAAUUUUAUUGAAAUAAAUAAAAAAAUUAACGCCCCGGGUGAGGCUCGAACCCACAACCUUGAGAAAUUUUAAUUUCAUUGAAAUAAAAUACAUUCACAUGUGAAUAUGUUUAUACAUACACAUGUGAAUAUGUCACCAACCAAAUACUUUCCAUUUGCAAAGAAAGUAAAUGACUACAAGAAAUGAUCCUGUGAAGCAUAGUCUUAACUUUUCAACGGCAAACGCAGAGAAUUUCAAGCAAAAGUCACAUAAACUAGUUGAGAAUUCGCAGAAAUGAAACAGAAACGAAAGAAAAAAAUCAAAAGAACCAAAUUUGUUUACAUGCAUAUGUGUGUAAAUAUGUGCACUUGUAGUACAUUUCUUGUAAAAUCUUCGUUGCCACGGACAACGAAUGACCACAAAUAGUAAUUUUUUUGUCACAGACUUGUAAUCAGUGUCGCGUUUUCGCAGGCAAAGAGGUCCAUGUCCCCAACUUAUAUUAUUAUGGAUUGUUUUAUGUCUUUUAUAUUUGCUAAUAGUAAGUCAAUACUAUCCAAUGCAUAUUUUGCGCAUUUAUAAUUACGGAGGGAUCACUUGAAACGACUCUGUGAAGCUCGAUGUGUCGAAAAAUUGAUGGCCGCCUGCGCAAUGCCAAAGCGACGCAACAUUGCGCUGUUGGUAGAAAAUCGGUUUGUCGUAAAUAUGUAUGAAUAUGUAUGAGCAUGCAAACAUAUCGACAUACAUUUUUGGCGCUUGUUGUUUUUGUAGAACAUUGCUUUCGAUUUUUGGUGGUUGACAAACUUACAUGCACGCAUAUACAAAUGUAAGUUUGUGUGUUUGUUCAAUGACAUAUACACAUGUAUGUUUAUGCAUAAUGUUGCAUGUUGCGCAACAAUUAUCGCAACCUUUUCCGAACUCGUAUAAGAAGUAUAAGUAUGCUUCGCUCAUUAAAUAGAUAAUGUCAUUCCAAAGAUGUGUGCAAAAUUAAAAAAAAAAAAUCGCCUCAAAACCUUUCAAGAAAUCGUGUCCAAAGUUUUACAUUCAAACUGAUGUGGCCUGAUGUGCGGAACUUUGAAAGAGUCUCUCUCAUAGAAUUUUACACGGAUCGAUCUUAUAUUUUUGAUAAUUUUUAAGCAUAUUGUACUAUUCACACAAAAAAAAAUUCUACAUUUUGCAAUUUCGAAACCCACCUAACCCCUUGAGAACGUAAAAUGAAAUAUAAAUGCCACAGCACAUACUAUUAUAAAAAAUGUCACUCAUCGACAAAGGAUUAUAUCCUUUUCGUAUACCCAAAUUAAUUGAAUAUAUUAAUACUUUAAUUGAUAAACCAGUUUUUGCCUUUUCGCACAGCCGGCUACUCGAUUAACGUUCAGCAGCUGAUUGCUAUUUUAUCACAGCCAAAUUAUUCAACUCGCUUUGUACAUAUUCGUUUAAAAAUUAAUGUAUUUAAGAAAUUUCUUUUGUAUGGCAAAUCAAUCUAAAUCUGCGCUUGAAUCGAGCAUAUGCCGGUUAAUUGUGCGAAAAACCUAUUAGGGGUCUGACAGUAAAACCUUGUAUAAACUUGGUUCAAAUAUUCCCGGAAACUCUGAAGAGGCUUAAGAUUGCAUAUCGACGUAUCGUACUGUUGUCACAUAGAGUUGUUUACUCGAAAGAACAUAAUAGGGGGAUUACUUACACCAACGUAUGUGAGAGUUCGAGCACACCCAUAGCAGAAAACAAAAUAUCAACGAAAUUUCCAAACGUAAUUAUGUUUGUGCUCGGGUAAAUAGCGUAUUAUAAAAUGUACAAAAACAAAACAAUAAUUGCAUUUGUUGUAUAUGUAAAAUAUACAAUAUAUAAUAAUAUUUUUCUUUAUAUUGUACUAAGCAUACGAGUAUAUAAUAAUAUAUGUACUAUAAGUCAGAAAAUGGGAACAAACGAGUGACAAACUUUGUGCCAGCAGAUACUUUUAUUGUCAUAAAGACAACUAUUUUAUUUUAAAUUAUGCAUAUACAUAUUUAUAUCUAUUAUAUAAUAAUACAACAUACAUAACUGAGUUGUAUAAAUUUGCUUAGAAAUUUAUAUUUAAAUUACUAAAAAGUGAAAUUAUUCUACGCCAUAAACCAAUAACAUGUAUACAAAUAAAGCAAUUGUUUUUGUAAUAAUUAAUCACGACUUAAUAAAAACACUUAAAAGCAAAGCUAUAAAAUCUA